ACAAAGCUUCCCUGUUCUGGCCAGCCUCAGGAGACGCUGCCUCUCGGGCACCAACGGACAGUUGCACCACACGGUGGGCGUGGGGCUGGGAGUGGCCCUGUGUGCCAUCCCAGUCGUGGAGAAACAGAACUCGGUUUCCCUGAGUAACGAUGCCUUGAUUAAACGAGCAGUUUCCUUGGUAACAGACAGUACUUCCACACUCCUCUCCCAAACAACAUACGCACUGAUUGAAGCACUGACAGAGUAUACAAAGGCAGUUUAUACACUGGUGUCUCUCUACAAGCAAUAUGCAAAUCUCCUUGGGAAGAUGAAUUCCGAAGAGGUGGAUGCAGUCUGGCAGGUGGUGAUAGGAGCCAGAGUUGAUAUGACAACAAAACAAAAGCAGGAAUACCUAAGGCUGGAAUCCAGCUGGAUGACAGCGUUACGUCUUUCAGAGAUGGCAGCAGAAGCUGCAUAUCAGUCAGGUGCAGACCAAGCCUCGGUGACAGCUCGCAGCCACAUCCAGCUAGUGAAAUCCCAGGUGCAAGAGGUGCGACAGCUGUCCCAGAAAGCAGAGACCAAGUUAGCUGAAGCUCAAACAGAAGAGCUCAUAAAAGCUCAAGGAGAGGAAUCUUCAUUGCCGCAGGGUAUUUUAGGAAGUACAGAGGCGGGUGAGGACCCUUACCUUCGGGAGGACUGAAAAGAACCGAAGUGUCACUGUAGAAUAUGUGGGAGUCAAUUGCAAACUGAAGAGUCCCAAACUUUUAAGUGUGGGAUAGUGUGGAAACCACUGAAAUAAGCUUAUGAUUCCAUUUUACCCCAAACAGGAUUGCUUUACAAAUCAAGUCAAUUCCAAGUAUCUGAAAGGCCUUUAUCUUGUUUGUAAUUCACCAUGUUUGUAAUAUUUAUGGAUUCAAUUAUUUAAAUGUUUAACUAUGCAAAUGUGAAAACUGCUAUCAAGGAUAGCUUCUUACUUGUCUCUCUGCUGGGAGG
Messenger RNA from Tauraco erythrolophus (red-crested turaco), 972 nucleotides. Lineage: Eukaryota; Metazoa; Chordata; Aves; Musophagiformes; Musophagidae. The record is from RefSeq and is a predicted model, not a curated record.